UGCGGAACAUGGAGGAAGGGUCCGGUGAAGGUGACAUGUUUACCGUUGAGCACGAGCUGAAGAACGAUGCAGCGUGUAGUGUAAAUGUCCGUGAUGGUGGGAAGAAAGACCCUAAUGAUCUUCUCAGCAGACCUCACUCUCCGCUGCAGGGUCUUGCGAUCUGAGAUGGUGUGCAAUUUCCGAACCAGGCAGUGAUGCAGCUGCUCAGGAUGCUCUCAAUACAACCCCUGUAGAAUGUGAUGCGGAACUCGCGGAUAAGGAGGGCUGACUGUAGAAGGAACAACCUAGGGGGUCUGGGCCUUGAAGAAUUCACUGAAGCUAAUUUAACGGGACAUGCAGAAAAAGUUGGGAUUGAAAACUUUGAAUUAUUGAAAGUCCUUGGAACUGGGGCUUAUGGAAAAGUGUUUCUUGUGAGAAAAAUCAGUGGCCAUGACACCGGAAAGCUUUUUGCCAUGAAGGUUCUGAAAAAGGCAACAAUAGUUCAAAAAGCAAAGACUGCAGAGCACACCAGGACAGAGCGUCAAGUGUUGGAGCAUAUUCGGCAAUCACCUUUCCUUGUCACAUUACAUUAUGCUUUCCAGACAGAUACAAAACUCCACCUUAUUUUAGACUAUGUGAAUGGAGGGGAAUUGUUCACUCACUUGUCACAAAGAGAACGUUUCACAGAGAAUGCAGUGAGAAUAUACAGUGGGGAGAUAGUGCUGGCACUGGAACAUCUACACAAGCUUGGAAUCAUAUAUCGAGAUAUUAAAUUGGAGAAUAUACUUCUUGACAGUAACGGGCAUGUGGUUCUGACAGACUUUGGACUUAGUAAGGAGUUUCUAAUUGAUGAAAAUGAGCGAGCAUACUCUUUUUGUGGAACCAUAGAAUACAUGGCUCCUGAAAUUGUACAAGGAGGUGAUGCAGGACAUGAUAAGGCUGUAGAUUGGUGGAGCCUUGGUGUGCUGAUGUACGAGCUAAAAACUGGAGCUUCGCCCUUUACUGUCGAUGGAGAAAAAAAUUCACAAACUGAGAUUUCAAAGAGAAUUCUAAAAAGUGAUCCUCCUUAUCCCCCAGAAAUUGGUCCUUUAGCAAAAGACAUAAUGAAGAAACUCCUUAUUAAAGACCCCAAGAAAAGGUUGGGUUCUGGUCCAGGAGGUGCUGAAGAAAUUAAAUCUCACCCCUUCUUUCAGAAAAUAAACUGGGAUGAGUUAGCUGCCAAAAACAUUGAAGCCCCUUUUAAACCAGUCAUCAGGGACGAGUUGGAUGUCAGCAAUUUUGCGGAAGAAUUCACGGAAAUGGAUCCCACGUAUUCGCCUGCAGCGUUGCCUCAGAACUCCGAUAGGAUCUUUCAGGGCUAUUCUUUCAUUGCUCCAUCCAUUCUCUUCAAGCGUAAUGCUGUGAUGACUGAUCCCAUUCAACUUCAUGUUGGAGUGGAUCGUCCUGGUAGUACUGCCAUUGCACGGAGUGCUAUGAUGAAGGAUUCUCCAUUUUAUCAGCACUAUGAUCUUGAUCUAAAAGACAGUCCACUUGGAGAAGGAAGUUUCUCUAUCUGUAGAAGGUGUCGGAAUAAGAAAACUGGGCAGGAGUUUGCAGUGAAAAUUGUCAGCAAAAGAAUGGAAGUGAACACUCAAAGGGAGAUAGCAGCUCUGAAACUCUGUGAAGGACACCCGAACAUUGUAAAACUGCAUGAUGUUUACCACGAUCAGCUACACACAUUUUUGGUGAUGGAGCUGCUGAAAGGGGGGGAGCUGCUGGAAAGAAUUCGAAAGAAAAAACACUUCAGUGAAACAGAAGCCAGUUACAUAAUGCGCAAGCUGGUCUCUGCUGUCAGUCACAUGCAUGAUGUCGGAGUUGUCCACAGGGAUUUGAAGCCUGAGAACUUGCUGUACGCUGACGAAAGUGACAGCACAGAAAUUAAAAUCAUAGACUUUGGUUUUGCACGCUUGAAACCUCCUGAUAAUCAGCCACUGAAGACUCCAUGUUUCACACUGCAUUAUGCAGCUCCUGAACUGCUGAAGGAUGAUGGUUACGACGAAUCUUGUGAUCUGUGGAGUUUGGGUGUCAUCUUGUACACCAUGUUAUCAGGCAAAGUUCCCUUCCAGUGCGAAGAACAGACACUGACUUCCACAAGUGCAGAAGAAAUCAUGAAAAAGAUAAAGCAAGGGGACUUCUCAUUUGAAGGGGAAGCCUGGAGAAGCGUCUCGCAAGAGGCCAAGGAGCUCAUACAAGGACUCUUAACUGUUGAUCCAAACAAACGGAUUAAAAUGUCGAGCCUACGUUUCAAUGAAUGGCUUCAGGAUGGCAGUCAGUUGUCAUCCAACCCACUGAUGACUCCAGACAUUCUUGGUUCUACUGGACUUUCUGUCCACACCUACGUCAAAGCAACCUUUCACGCCUUCAACAAGUGCAAGAGGGAGGGCUUUUGCCUUCAGAAUGUGGACAAGGCGCCCCUGGCAAAAAGGCGCAAGAUGAAGAAAACUAGCACCAGCACUGAGACGCGGAGCAGCUCCAGUGAAAGUUCCCAUUCCUCCUCUUCCCAGUCCCAAGGCAAGACCACUCCCAACCCAAUGAUGCAGCCCAGCAACCCGGCGGACAGCAAUAACACAGACAGUAUCUUCCAGUUCUCUGAUUAAGCUGCUACAGUCCCUCUUUCACAAUUUAAAAAAAGUCAUAUUUUAAUCAUCCGUAUAACCCUUUGAAGACCAUAUGCCAUUUUUAUGCAUUCCUCCGUAGUAUCUUGUGUCAUUUAUUUAUGUUAUGUAUAUGUAGAUAGUUCUGCAUUGUUCUACAAAAUUGAUUGACCCAAUUUUCUCUGGGGAAUCCAGAGCUUGGGGGGGGGGGGGGGGUCAUUAAGUACAAAAUCCAAAUUAAUGAAUUCAGUAAUGAAAUUCAGGAGAAAUGCCUUUACCCAAAGAGUGUCAAGAAUGGUGAACGUGCUACCUCAUGUAAUUGUUGGAAUGAAUAGAAUAGUUGUGAUUAGGGGCAAAAUAACUAAAUACAUGAGGAAGAAUGGAACAAAAGGCCCAUACUGAAAGGGUGAAGUAGGGCAGGAAAAGGCUCUCAGAGAGCAUGAAAGCAACAUGGACUACUUGGGCCUGUGGCCUGUUCCUGUGCUGUAAUUUCUGUAUGUAAUAUUCUGUAUAUUGGAACAGGGAUUGAUUUUUAAAAGAUUCAAAAAUAGACAUACUGCAGAGAGUGAAACUCUGUGCCUGGCAUUCAAAGGGCUUUUAGUUCUUUACUCUGUGUAUUUUUUAAGUGUGAAAGAAUGGCUGCAGUAUGCAAACAUCUAUGAGGUGCAUUUUUCAAAGAACAUAUCUCUGUUGUACAGGUCUGAAAGGAUUGAAGGUAAGAUGAAAGCGCGGUGUUUACUAACUUACCUUUAUCUAAAAGACUGUAUCGAUGACAGAUUUGCUGUACAAAUAGAUCUAUUGAUGUACAUAAAAUAUGCAACAGGUAGGCAGAGGAUUCAGAUUUCUCAGAUUAUUUACUGGACUGUUUACAGCCACCAUUUGGUGUUAAUUCUUUUCUGGGCACUUUGAUAUUCCUGCUCUGUGUUUUGGAGUAUUGGAAUCGCUCACAGUUGUAUUUCCUGCAUUUCCUAUUCUCAGUAUCAAAGCACCCAGCAGUUUGAUGUGCUUUGGUGCAAACUUAGAAGGUUUAUCUUAAACACAAGUAAUUUUCUAGAUGGUGGAAAUCCAGAACAACACAUGCACAAAAUGCUGGAGGAAUUCAGCAAGUUAGGUAGCAUCUGUGAAGAGGAAUAAACAGUCUUGAACAGUCUCAGCCUGAAACAUUGAGUUUCUAGAUAUAGAUGCUGCUGGAUCUGCUGAGUUCCUCUAGCUUGAGUGCUAAGGAUUUCCAGAAUCUGCAGAAUCUCUCAUGUUUAUGAUUUGCUGCUCCACUGUGAAUUCUCUUCAAGGUAUACCUACCCUAAAGAAGUUUAAAUCUUCUCUUUGAUAGGAAUUCAUUGAGACUCUCUCACUGCUUCCCGUCAAGAUCUCUGCUAAACCUUCAAUUAUGAGCUCAGACUCACUCACCAACUUGCCAACACUGCCAACUUGUCCUCUUUCCCCUCCCCCAUCUUCUCUUACUCGCUUCUCCCUUCCUUUCCAGUCAUGACGAAGGGUCUUGGCCUAAAAAGACAAUUUUUUAUUUAUUUCCAUAAGUGCAGCCUGACCUGCUAAGUUCCUCCAGCAUUUUGUGUGUAGCAGGUUUAUCUCCCUGCUUUCUUGGUGCUGUUUGUUUCCUGGCAAUCUGAGAAGAAAUUUAUAUUCCCAGCAGGGUUGGGAGAUUUUAUUUCACCUUCAAAAUAAACCCUUGUUGUUAUGUUACUAACUAUGAACGCUGCAGGAGUGUAAAGUGUGUGAACCAUUUGAGAAAUCUGAGUCUUAAGGUAACUUAUUUAUGCUGAUUUAUUUGUUACAGUGUGCGGGUGGGUGCCAUUUGAUAAGUUGCUUAUAUAGUGAAGCAAUGGCUUUUUGAUAGAAAUGUUUGGCUUCUGUUUGCCAAAUGCUUUGUUAUUAAUGUAUUAUUUGGCAUGUAACCUGUUUAUUUCUUGCAUGAGCAAUAAUCUUGUAGCAAACCUGUUAGUACAAGUUUUAAAAAAGUUUGUGUUCCAGCCAUUAAUUUCUCUGCUGUUGUCUCAUAGCCAACAGCUUGACUUGCUUGUUAAUUGUGUUCAUGAAUGACCAAUAGUUAGGUAGUUGAGUGAUGCAGAUCCUGCUCUUGCUAGUAUAAAUAACCUGUGCUGCAUUGUUGCACGGAAAAUUUACGCACUAUUUGUACUGCAGGGACCCUUACGAUGUGAAGUCCCCUGUUGGAUGAAAGUGUAUAUUAUUUUUAAGUACGUCUGCAGGUAAACUGCAGCUCAGUCAUUUAGCAAAAACUCAAUGAAUUUUAUCCAUAGGAAUUCAGGUGAAUAGAAUGAUAGAUGCUCAACCUGCCCCACAGUAGUUGCAGGUGAGAGUCACAGAUUCUAUGCACAACAAGCAACAGGCUUCCAAAAAUUUGCCACAUUUUCCAACUUCUGGAGCAACACCUCAUAUUCUGUUUAGGUAGCCUCCAACUUCCAAUAAUUUCUCCUUUCCCCCUGACCCCAUCUCUUUUUCCAUUCUGGCUCCCCUCUUAUCCCUUCUUUACUCUUCACUGCCUGUCACUUCCCCAUGGUGCUAUUCCUCCUUCCCUUUCUUCCAACGUUCUUUGUCUUCUGUUCAAUUCCUCCUUCUCCAUCUCUUUACCUUUUCCACCUUUCACCUCCCAGCUUCUCACUUUAUCCUCCUCCCUAAUCAAAGCACCUAACCCCUCAACUGGUCUCAUCUAUCACCCGCCAGCUUGUACUCCUUCCCCUCCCCCACCUACUUAUUCUGACUUCUGCCUCCUUCCUUUCCAGUCCUAAUGGGCAGCCUCUGCCUGAAAGAUCAACUGUUUAUUCAUUUCCAUAGAUUCUGCCUGACUUGCUGUGCUCUUCCAGCAUUUUGUGUUUGUUACUCUAGAUUUCUAGCAUCUUCAAAAUCCUUGUGUUCAGGAAGCUGAUUCCCAUCUUUGACUUUCGCUAAUGUCUUUUACACUCUCUAAUGAAAUGUAAAUUGCAAUAUAAGCAGAAUGCUGCAGAGGGAAACCUGAAAUGAAAAUAGUGCAUGCUAGAAUGCACAUCUACUCUGCAAAGAGCACAACAGUUAUUUUUCUACCCUCCACAUAUUCCACCAACUCGCCUGUUUCCAGCACUUACUGUUUUCAUCUUCUCCUUAAAAAAGUGCUGGAAGAACUCAGCAGGUCAGGCAGCAUCUAUGAAAAUAAAUAAACAUUUCGGGCUUUAUGAACUGCUGAGUUCUAUCAGCAUUCUGUGCGUGUUGCUCAAGAUUUCCAGCAUCUGCAGUCUCUUGUUUUCUUUAUCAGUCAUGGAGGCACAUAGGAACAUCUGACUUUCACCCUAUGUCAGUUCCUGAUCUGAUCAGUGUCUGAUCUGUGACCAAAUACAGAAUAAUUGUCAAAUAACCUUGGGGUUUGAGUUUUUAGAAGUCUGUUGUCUCUGAUUCUUUAAUGUUAAUAAGAAACUUACUGAAAAGGAAAUGUUAUGAUUGUGAUCUAUAUGACCAAAAGCAAGGGCCAUAAUUUUUCAUACCAUUGCAAUCUUGCCCACCGGUCACAAUGUAUCUCUGUGCUUGAGGAAUUGCUUUGAGUGUAGACAACCUGUAUUUAUCUGUAUCCCUGCUUGGUUAUGAGCUUGAGGAACAAUGAAGGCCAGAGGGAGCAGAUGGGCCUGGGUUCUGGAUCGCCCUUUUACAAUUGUUCUUGUGCUUAUUUUACCAGUGGGGACUUGCAGUUGAAACUUCCUGGGAAGAACAGGGCAUAAAACACAGGCAGAUAUCUUAUUUCUCAGCAACCCCCUCAUCCAAUCUGUCAUUGUACAGAGCAGGACUUUACAAAAAACACCAUUCCAUCUGUCCUGUCCUUUGAAUUCAGUGUCGUGCAAAGCCCAAAGUUUGUGAAGUUGAUUAAUGUUUGCUUUAGUUCAGCACUUAUUAAAAAUACAAUGGGGAAAACAAAAUCACCUUCAGUCCAAGUAAUUCCGAGGCUAUGGUGCCAUUUACAUAAAUUAUUAAUGUAGACAUACUGACACAUUACUCUUCUAAUUCAGGACACUGUCAGGUGGUCCAGAGAUGGAGCUUUGUAAAUGAUGGGAGGAGUGUCUCAAUGGACAUAACUGAGAAGGGGCAAAAGUAUGAAUGAUCAUUGAUAUGUGUAUGGCAAAAUCUCACUAAAGCUCAUUGAAGUGGAUUACAUCCAAAGAUUUCUUCACUUAAUGUGCCACAUCACUUUUGAUACCAAAAUUUUCCCAGGAAGUUUUCAACCAUUUAAAUUGUAUUUUAUUUACUGUUAGUGGGUAUUUUGCACUGGGUUUAUUGUGAAUCUAUUAACCAUGUAUGCCUGGACAGUAUCUGAGGGAAUUUCUUAAAAAUGUAUUUUUUAAUAUUAGUGUGAGUUUUCUCAGCAUGGGGAUUACUAAAUUACUCCACACCCUUAAGGGUACACGGUGUGCUAUAGAUGGGUGUCGUUCACUGCAUCUCUAAAUGCCUGGUGCACAGUCCAGGCUGAAUUGUGCAGUCUCUUUUUAGAGGCUUCUUUCAUCAUAAUCUUGCCAUCCUUUUUUGGGACUUUGUAAAUUUAAAGUGUUGAACAGAUUGCAUUGUUGAUUUCUUUGUGCAUCCAGGUUCAGUACAACCAGUAGUUUUAAAGAGCUUCAGUCUAGGUGAAACAUACUGUACAGAGCUGUACACAAUUCACACUGCAAAACUAUUCAAAACCUCUUCCCCUCCCAGUCUUUAUACUCAAGGGAGUUGGGCUUAUCUGUUUAAACAAAAUCAUACUGAACAUGAAUUUUUGCAUAUAGUUUUUAACCCUGUAUAAUAUUGACUUUUACAAAGCUUGAUUAAAAGUAGAAUAUUGUUGUUACAGGGGAACUGCCAUAAUAUUAUAUUUAUUGAUUAUUUAAUGAGGAAAAUGAUUAAAGUAUUGAUAAGUUUAUUAUAGCUUUCUAGUGACUUGUACAAAAUUUUUAAAAGUUGAAAGCAUUAUUCAGGUGAGCCUGUGAAAGCUUUUAAGACUUUUUAGAACAUUAAAGUCAAAUUGUUUUAAAUGCAACUUCUUAAAAGGAGGUUGGCAAAUAUUCAUUGUAUUUUUUAAAAAAGGAAAAUUAUUUGUGGAUUUAUUGUGUGUGUUGAGGACAACUGUCCAUUGUACAAAUGUGCUAUGAAAUUAAUGCAAUUUAAUUCAGAAUAUUUCAGUGACUAACAUUGCAAGUCUGUGAGGGCAUCUUGCUCCACAAUAAUGAUUACACUUUAUUGACACUUACAGGAAAAUAGCAUUUUCGUUUUGCUAUAAAUUUAGGUGUUCUUUGUUGUCUUAAGGAAUAAAACAACUUGUACAGCAAAUAUGAUCAAACCAUCUGAAGGAUACAGUUCUGGUGCAUAUCUGUCCACUUAUCCCAUAACAGAUGUGCCUGAUCUCUGCAGGAGUAAUCAUAUUGAACCCCUCCAUUCUACACUGCCUUUCUUAACCCCAGUAAUGACGUGUUAGUAACACCACCUCAGCGCCAGUGAUCUGGGUCCAAAUCCGCCUCUCCCUGGAAAGAUUUUGUAUGUCCUCCUGUGACUGCUUGCAUUUCCUCUGGGUGUUUUAGUUCCCUCCCAUGUUCCAAAGAUGGUGCCUACUUGCUGCAGGUUUCAUCCUCACUGGUCAAAUUGCAGGGCUUCAGUUGGAUGAAAAAUGUACAUAGUUCCACUGUAACUGAAACAAAACAAAACUUGUCGAUUCUAGGAAUCUGAAACAAAAAUUCUGCCAAAAAUGAAGUCCCAAUGAAAGGUCAUUCAUCUAAAAUAUUGACUGUUUCUAUCUUUGCAAAUACUGCCUAACUUGCUGAAUGUUUCCAGCCUCAUAGAAAACCUAUAGCACAAUACAGGCCCUUCGGCCCACAAAUUUGUGCCAAACAUGUCCCUACCUUAGAAACUACUAGGCUUACCUAUAGUCCUCUAUUUUACUAAGCUCCAUGUACCUAUCUAAAAGUCUCUUAAAAGACCCUAUCAUAUCCGCCUCCACCACCGUUGCUGGCAGUCCAUUCCACACACUCACCACUCUCUGAGUAAAAAACUUACCCCUGACAUCUCCUCUGUACCUACUCCCCAGCACCUUAAACCUGUGUCCUCUUGCGGUAACCAUUUCAGCCCUGGGAAAAAGCCUCCGACUAUCCACACAAUCAAUGCCUCUCAUCAUCUUGUACACUGCUAUCAGGUCACCUCUCAUCAUCCUUCACUCCAAGGAGAAAAGGCCGCGUUCCCUCAACUUAUUCUCAUAAGGCAUUCCCCCCAAUCCAGGCAACAUCCUUAUGAAUCUCUGCACCCUUUUUAUGGCUUCCACAUCCUUCCUGUAGUGAGGGGACCAGAACUGAGCACAGUACUCCAAGUGGGGUCUGACCAGGGUCUUAUAUAGCUGCAACAUUACCUCUCAGCUCCUAAAUUCUGAAAAUUCUGCAAAGCCCAUGUAGAAACAACUCCACAGGUUAACCAGGUAAACUAGAGAAGUGAAACCAUGGAAUAUUUUGUUGAAAACUAAUUGAUGCAUUAGUUUUAAGUGACAGCAUUGUUUAGUUGACAAUAAAUAUAUUAGAGUAAAGGUAGACUUCAUUGUCAUCUGCAUAGUACAUAUGUACACAGGUAGAAUUUAAAAACUUACAGCAGCAUCACAGGAAUAUAGCAUCAGAUAAACAGCUGGCACACAAAAAACAUAAAUUGAACAAAUUAUACUCAGUUUUUAAAAGAAGGAAGAUGCCAAACCCCCUUAACCUUCUAAGAAAGUAAAGACACUGAGUCACUUAACCUGUGAUUGUAAAGAGAAAUAGUAGCAAAGUUACUCUAGUGUAAUAUUAACAUCCCCUCAUUGCAGCCCCCACCCUCCACUCCAAUCUCAAGUACAGAGUAACAAACUAUUUAAAAUAAAAAUGGAUAACGCUGCAAGCAUUAGGGAUAGAAAAGCCAGAAAUGACUUUUCAAGUUGAUGGCCUUUCAACAGAACAUUUUUAAAUCUGCCAACAACCACCUUCGUUGUGUUAGGUAAAUGUUAACCAUCAAAAUUUAAAAUGAUGCUGCUGUGAGUGCCGUCAGUCUGAUAUCCACUGGGUGUAAACAUUAGUAUUAAAACAAGCCGCAGGGCACAUCACCAGCAUACUAAUAUGUUACAGUUCCUACAUUAUCUCCCCCAUUAAAAUAGCACAGUAUCUCAGUUUACAUAGAAUGUACAGAAACAGGCCAUUCACAAUGACAACACAUUCAGAAGAUGGCAAGAGGAAAGCCAGAAUGCUCAGUGUAUUACCUAAGGUCUGUACGUACUAGUGUUCAUUACAUCACACAACCAUCCUGUCAAUACCUGUCAGUUCAUCUUUUAAUAUAUCCUUUUGUUCCUUUCUCCCUCAUCCUUUUUAGAACAUAGAACAUUACAGCACAGUACAGAUCCUUUGGACCACAAUGUGCUGUCUAACCUACUCUAAGGUCUAACCCUUCUCUCCUACACAUUCCUCCAUUUUUUUUUAUCAUCCAUGUGCCUAUCUAAGAGUUUUUAAAAUGUCUUAAUGUAUCUGCCUCUACCACCAUCCCUGGCACCACCAUCCACACACUCACCACUCUCUGUGUAAAGAACUUAGCUCUGACAUUCCCAUUAAGCUUUCUUCCAAUCUGCUUAAAAUUGUGCCAUUUCCUCUUUGGGAAGAAGUCUCUGACUUUUUUAGUUCUACUUUUUUUUAAUAUUUCAUUACCACAUAAGAGGCCAUUUUUCCCAUAUUUCCAUGCCAACUCACAGAGCUAUCCCAAUGCUCUUUAAAUGUCCCUGUAUUCUCCUUGUAUUCCCAUCAAUUCCAGCACUCUGCAAUGCACCAAGGGCUGCCAGUUGACCGAGCCACUGGCACAUCUCUAGGAUGUGGGAGCCAACUUGAGCACCUCAAUAAAGCACACAACUCCAACCAGUGCAAACUCCAUUCGCAGGUUGGAAUUGGACCUUGAUUUUUGAAACUGUGAAACAGCAACUCUGCUCACUGUCUCAAUGUGCCACACCAACUUCCAAGUUUUCCUCACUCUCAAGAAACUUUUUUCCAAUAAUAGGGCAAAUGAGGGCUAUGAGAGGAAAAGACAGGUGAGUCCAUGGCCAGAUCAGCCAUGAUCUUACUGAAUGGUAGAGCAAGCCUGACAGGCUCCUAUUUCUUAUGUUCUUAAACUUGUACUGAAUUCCCUGCUGGCUUGCUAAGUGACAGUAUCUUGUUUUGGGUUCCCCUGAGGCUGACGAGAAGUAGACACGUGCCUGAGUAGACCUCUUCAUGAUAUUAAAGAGAACACAAAAUCAGCUCCCUGGAAAACUUGUCAAUCUGAUCCCAAUUCCCCACCCCUUCCCUGCCAUCUAGCAGGAGUUGAACUGUUUGUCACAGGACAUAACCCCCACCAAGCUCAUUCUAGACUGUGUCAAAUAAAACAUACCUGUCACGUCACUGUUUGAAUAUAUUGGCAGGUUCGUGUACUAUGAAUGUACUGCCACCUGACUAAUGGAAAGUUUGCCAACCAGCUUGGCGCUGUUUUCUGUGUUGUCCACAGGUCUGUAAUGGAUGUAACAUCAGAAUCUGUCUGUUUACAUCUUCUGCUGGCUUCAUACCAUUUCUACUUCCCAGCAGUUUAUACUGGAACUUGUUGAGAGCCUGAGUUACAGGGAAGAAGUGUUUCACAGUAAACAUAGUGCAAAGGCCAGAUUGCCCCUUCCAGUUGUUAAACAAGCCUCAACAGCAACUUGAAGUGUACAGAGGAAAUUGCAACAAGCAAUCACCAGUAUUUUGGCAACAGGUUUAAAGGGACUAUGGCCCUUCCCAGAAAUCACACUUAAUAAACCUUUAAGUCAAGGAUUAACUAGUUUAACUCAAGGCCAUUUUUUACUUAAAUGUUUUAACUCAAGGAUUUAUUCGCAUUUAGUCUCCACUCUUCUAGCUUUUAAGUUGAGCGGGGAGAGAUUUAAUAGAAACCCAAGGAGCAACUUUUUCACCCAGAAGAUAUAGAAUGAGCUACCAGAAGAUGUGGUCAAGGCAGGUACAUUAACAACAUUUAAAAGGCACUCGGACAGGCACACAAAUAGGAAAGGAGGAUCUGGACAAACACUGGUAAAUGGGACUAGCUCAGAUGGGAAUCUUGGCCAUCAUGGACUAGUUGGGCCGAAAGGCCUGUUUUGAUGUUCUAUAAUUCUAUGGCUGGUAGAAGCUAACAAUGGAGCUGAAGAUGUAUGUAUGCCAGGUUACACAAGCCUGUUUAAGAAGCUAGGGCUUUAUAAUAUGGAACCAGAGAUCGCCAGAAUAACUCAUAAAGUGGAUUUUGCUGGUAAUUGAGUGGCAGAGGAGCUCAGUGGUUAAAUUUUCAUUCAUUUCUGACAACAUCUUAGUACAAACUAGGAAAGGCUGUGAAAUCCAAGAAACAGGCAGCAUUUGUAGAAAGCACAGGAUAGUUCAUAGAGUUGGAGCUGGGAGGAUAAGCUGUGCAUUUUGCUCACUGUGUGUACCAAGCACCAGUCGCACCUGGAGUCCCAUCACAAUCAAGACCAAAUACUAAAUCCAGUCAACAUACACAAAAUGCUGGUGGAACACAGCAGGCCAGGUAGCAUCUAUAAGGAGAAGCGCUGUCUGCAUUUCGGGGCCAAGACCCUUCAUCAGGACUAAAUCCAAUAUUUAGUUAUGUCACGGCAGUUGUAGGAUAGAUCCAGUUACUUUUCAUGUUUGUACGCAUUUGUCCUUUUUUGUUUCUUGUUCCCCACAUGGGUGGAAUAAUUUCUAAGGUAAAUUCUCUGCAUUAAUAGUAAACUUUACAGUGAUACAGUACCUACUCAUGUAAGCAUUGUUACUUUGUACAGAGAGGGCAUCUUGUUGCGAAAAGCAGUUAAUGGGAUAUUAAUCAUGGAUGAUCACUUGUACAAACUAGAUGGAACCCUGGUCAUUUACUUUUAAAAAAAAUAGUUAUAUUUAAGUAAGUAAUGUUUCCCAAAGGGUAUGAAAAAUAUAACCCUAUCUUUCACAUUGCAAUUAAAUUAAGAAGUGUUAACCAUAUGGGAGAUUUGAAGUCUGACACACUACAUCUUUUUAAUCCGAUCUGUUUAUAGUUUACAUCUAACCGUUUACACUCUGCCCCAUUUUGCAAAGUAUUUGCUACGUAAUUCCAUGACAUUGUCCGUUUACUUUCAGUGUGUAAAGGAUUUGUAAAGGCUUUAAACACCUUUGUGGGUGGGGGAAAAAUACAGUAUCUCUUGACACUUGAAAUGGGAUCUUAAAUUGUAACUUUACAAAAUGCUGCUUGGGUUGCUCCUGGAGAAUAGUGUCCACUUCUGGUCGCCUAGCUAUAGGAGGAUGUGACUGCAUUGGAGAGAGUGCAGAGGAUAUUCACCAGGAUGUUUCCUAGAUUAAAAGAUUUUAGUAGUGGUUAGAGAUUGGAUAAAAUUGGCAUGUUUUUCAUUGAGUGAAGGAGGCUGAGAGUUGGUAGAGAUUUAUAAAAUGAUAAGAAGCAUAGAUAGAGUAGACAGUAGAAUCCUUCUUGCUGGGUAUUAGACACAAGAAGGGAUAGGUUUAAAGUGAUGGUUAAAGUACUGUACAUGCAUGUGGGUGAAAGGGAGCAACAGGACUUGUUUCUGCUGUUGUUUGUUGCUUGUUCUGUGUUGUUUUGCAGAGCAUUAUGGCCAUGCUAUGUUGGCACUGGAGUAUGUGGUGACACUUGCUCACCCUCUGAAGUAUUAGUUGUUAAUGCAAAUGAUGCAGUUUUACUGCAUGUUUGAAUGUAAACUUAAAUCUUGAGAGAAAGGAGUUUUAAAGAGUUUAAGACCAUAAUGUAUGUAUGCAAUACAGGUUAGUAAUGUAUCCAACAAAAUGUUUUUUUUUCACACAGAGUGGUUGUUAGCUGGAUCUCACUGUUGGAGGAGGUAGUAGAAUCAGAUACAAUUAUUACAUUCAAGUGGUAUAUAGACCCGUCCCCGUAGGUACAGUUCCAAUGCAGGCAGAUGCAAAUGGUGUCGAUGGACAAACAAGUUUUGGUUUAACUGUAUUUGGUCACAGCAAUUUACACACCAAAUGCCACAUUCCCAGAGACCUCCUGCAAACACCAGUAUACUCUAAUGGAGUACAAAACAGAUUUCAAUUUCAAAUUUUAACGCAAGAUUAUCUCCCAUUCACCACAACAAAAAAAAAUAACUAUAUUUAUUCCUACAGUAACAGGAAACACCUUGCAUUUCUUUAACAACCUCAGGCCAGCUGGAAAUGCUUUAUAACCAAAUGAGGUGUAAUCAUUAUUGUUAGGAACAGGGCAGGUGAACUUGUUUAGUGAAGUUUGAGGGUUUGAUAUAAACUAAUUCUUCAAAGUAUUGCAAUGGGAUUGUUUUGCAUUCAAACAAGCGGAUGUAUGCAGGCCUUGGUUUAGUGCCUGCUCCUAAAGAUGUACUGAGGUAGGAUUCGAACAGAGGUCAGAGAACUACAUAGCUGAGAGAAUACUAGUAAACUGGCAGAUUCCAUUGCUUCAAUAACAUGGGUUCCUGGCAUUUCUUCACAGAUCCUGUUUUAAAAGCAGGUGUUUAGCAAUUUCAAAGGACACUGCCUUUCAGUGUGUGGUUGUGUUAAUUCCUCUCUCCAAAGAGAAUCGCCUAUCCUUUGAGUUGUCUUACCCUGUAUUAUUCUGAGGGCAGAUUUGUUCAUGUGCACUAUAACACUGGGAAUUUUAUUUUUUAAAAAUGUACUUUUAGCAUUAAUUAAUAUUUGUACCUUUCAAAACAGUUUGAGGGCAUAUUUAUAGUAUUACUAUGUUCUUAGUAUUUAGGGUCCUUGUGAAUUCUGUGUUGUGACUUUUUGUUGUCUGGACAGUGAGGCAGAUGGCUUGGACGAUGGCAAAUCCUGAGAAUAUUUCCUUGAUGAAAUUAUUUAGGCAUGUGUCAAGCACUUCAAUUAUUUGAUAUUUCUCAAAACCUUUGUCAAGAUGUGCACUGCUUUCGUAUUCUCUGUAAGGCAGGCAGGAUAUCUAUCAUAUCCUGGAGAUUUCCACUCCUGCUUACAUUUGGAACAUCCAGACCUGGGAACAAGUCUGACUGAGCUUUGCAUUUAAAGCAAGAAUGAAACCAGUUACCCUGCUGUUGACCUAAAGAGUUAUUUAGCAUAGACAGGUACAACAGUUACUAUGAGAUCAAGAGCUGAUGGUGACAGUUGAAGAUCCAUGAGGUAAUGUUAUAGCUCUAUAAAACACUGGCUAGGCCAUGCUUGGGAUAUUGUGUUCACCUCUGGUUCACCUCAUUAUAGGAAGGAUGUGGAAACUAUAAAGAGGGUGCAGGAGAGAUUAAUCAGGAUGCUGCCUGGAUUAGAGAGCAUGCCUUAUGAGGAAAGGCUGAGGGAGCUGGGUUUUUCCCUUUUGGAGUGAAGGCAAAUGAGAGGUAAAUUAGUAGAGGAAUACAAGAUGAUACGAGGCAUGGAUUCAGUGGAUAGCCGGAGACUUUUUCUCCCAGGGUGGAAAUGGCUAAUACAUGGGGAUGUCAGAGCUAAGUACUUUACACAGAGAGUGAUGGAUGUGUGGAACACCCUGUCAAGGGUAGAGGUAGAUAGGCACAUGGAUGGUAGAAACAUAGAAGACCAUGUAGGAAGGAAGGGUUAGAUUGUUCUUAACGUAGGUUAAGAAGUCAACACAACAUUGUGGGCUGAAAGGCCUGUGUCUCUGCUGUACAUCUCCUCUUCAAGGAACCUCAUCUGUACCUGAAUCCAUUUCAAAGCCAGACAGUGGAAACACAGCAAUUCAAUUGAUCAGUAAAAUCUCUCCUGAAAAUGACCUCCUCCAUUCUUUCUUCACUGCCAUUUUAACAACUAUUCAAAGUGUAAAAAUUCUUAAACAUAGUUGUCAUAAUUAUGUAGCUAAAAAGAUACACAAUGGAGUCCAUGCCUCAUAUUCCGUCUGGUAGCUUCCAACUUGACAGCAUGUACAUCAGUUUCUCCAACUUCCCGCAAUUUCUUCCCUCUCUCCCUUUUCUCUUUUUCCAUUCCCCAUUCUGGCCCCCCUCUUUAUUGCUUUGCUUCUCUUUAUGUGCCCCUCCUCUUUAAAUGUGUGUCCUCUAGUAUUUGACAUUUCUGCCUUGGGUAAAAAGACUGACCCUAUCUGUAUGUGCCUCUCAUAAUUCUAUAAGCUUCUGUCAGUCUCCCCUCAGCCUCUGACGCUCCAGAGAAGUGUUUUAGCCAGAUAGAAAUGAAUCUGUGGAAUGCUUUACACAAACUGUGGUGGAGACAGUCCAUGGGUAGAAAUUGAUCAUUUCCUGAUUGGUCAGGGCAUCAAAGGAUAUGGUGACAGGCAGGUGUAUGGGGUUGAGUAGGAUCCAGGAUCAGCCAUGAUGGAACGGCAGAGCAGACUCAAUGGACUGAAUGGCCUAAUUCUGCUCCUAUGUCUUGUGGUCUAAAGAACCUGAGUUCAUCUAACAUUUUGCUGCUCAGAUGCUCUAUUCCACCAGCAACCUGGUGAAACUCUUUUGCAUGGUAUAAUGGUAUUUCAUGUGAUCUAACCUUCCAGGGCAGUCUACCAUGUAGAAGCUCUUCAAAGGUACUUACUGAAGGGUUCUUCUGACCCUAACCACAAUUAUACUAAAGCUAUUCCCAACUACAUCGUCAGGGUACAUACAACAGUACAGGUUCUUGCCCCAUCAUGCUGUACCGACCUUUUAGCAUAGUCCUCCAUUUUCUUUCAUCCUAGGGUAGUUACAGUUACUAAAUCCGGAUUAUUUAACUAGUAAGAACACAAUAUUGUGAUGAUCUUUUAACCUACGCCAAUCUUCACUCCUUUAUAACUCUCCAUUUUUUCUAUCAUCCAUGUGCCUAUAUGUUUCUUAAAUGCUCCAAAUUUUACACUAAUUAAAUUUACAUUUCUCUGUUGUCAACGUAAUUAGAUCGCUUCCCUCUGAUCAUUAGUGCAGUAACUUAACCAUUGAACCACACUCCUGCACAACAGUCUCUCCCCCCCCCCCCCCAACCCAACAUGGAACCA
Molecule: messenger RNA, 16541 nt
Organism: Hypanus sabinus (Atlantic stingray)
Lineage: Eukaryota; Metazoa; Chordata; Chondrichthyes; Myliobatiformes; Dasyatidae
Gene: rps6ka5
Product: ribosomal protein S6 kinase, polypeptide 5
Exons: 19
Coding region: 240-2615 (791 amino acids)
Biological process (GO): protein phosphorylation; regulation of DNA-templated transcription; intracellular signal transduction
Molecular function (GO): ATP binding; protein serine/threonine kinase activity; magnesium ion binding
Source: RefSeq, a predicted model, not a curated record